Messenger RNA from Annulohypoxylon truncatum, 2678 nucleotides. Its product is annotated as glutamine-dependent NAD(+) synthetase with GAT domain-containing protein. The transcript has 9 exons. Lineage: Eukaryota; Fungi; Ascomycota; Sordariomycetes; Xylariales; Hypoxylaceae. Gene Ontology annotation, biological process: NAD+ biosynthetic process. Bases 1 to 2139 code for a protein of 712 amino acids. Gene Ontology annotation, molecular function: glutaminase activity; NAD+ synthase (glutamine-hydrolyzing) activity; ATP binding. The record is from RefSeq and is a predicted model, not a curated record. Gene Ontology annotation, cellular component: cytoplasm.
AUGGGUCAUCUCGUAACUGUUGCGACAUGCUCAUUGAACCAGUGGGCCUUAGAUUGGGAGGGUAACGCUCAGCGCAUCAUCGAGAGUAUCCAGUUAGCCAAGGCAGCGGGUGCACGGCUACGUGUCGGGCCGGAGUUGGAAAUAUGCGGCUAUGGAUGUCUCGAUCACCUGAUGGAGCAAGACCUCUACCUGCACUCCUUGGAGAUGCUUAGACGGAUCCUCCUUGAUGAGAGUUGCUACGGGAUAUUAUUGGAUAUAGGCAUGCCUAUCCAACAUAGGAAUCAGCGGUUCAACUGUAGAGUCAUAUGUCUCAACUCCAAGAUCCUCAUGAUCAGACCUAAGAUGUGGCUUGCGAACGACGGUAAUUAUCGGGAAAUGAGAUUCUUCACACCGUGGAUGCACCCCCGAGAGGUCGAAGAUUAUCACCUGCCUCGCAUGCUUCAAGAAAUUCAAGGGGCUAUACAUGUACCAUUCGGCGACGCUGUUAUUUCCACCCCAGACACCUGCAUGGGCGCCGAGACUUGCGAGGAGCUUUUCACUCCCGCAGCACCUCAUAUCCCUAUGAGUCUCGACGGCGUGGAAAUAAUCACGAACUCUAGUGGAUCACACUUCGAACUUCAGAAACUUGAGACUCGACUCCAACUCAUAACGGAGGCUACCCGAAAAUGUGGAGAGGGUUGUGACGGUGACCGGCUGUAUUACGAUGGUUCAGCCAUGAUUAUCGUGAACGGGGAUAUCGUUGCCCAAGGCUCGCAAUUCAGCCUCAACGACGUCGAAGUGGUGACGGCAACCGUAGAUUUGGAAGAAGUCCGGGCCUACCGGUCGGCUAUCUCUCGAGGUUUACAGGCCGCCAGAUCCAGCGCCAAGUAUAGACGUAUUCAGACUACGUUUGAGCUCAGCUCAGAAGAAGACGACUUCGACGUUGGAAAGCGCCCAUCCCCACCGGUCAGACCACGGUAUCAUACGGUGGAAGAAGAGGUUGCCCUCUCUGCAGGCUGCUAUCUUUGGGAUUAUCUGAGGCGGUCCGGUGUAGCAGGAUACCUAGUUCCCCUAAGCGGAGGCAUAGACUCCUGUGCUACGGCAACUAUCGUUUACUCAAUGUGCCGCAUUGUGAUGGACGCUAUCAAAGAAGGAAACACUCAGGUGAUCGAGGAUGUCAAGAGAAUCGCUAAGUACAAAGGUGAGGGUGUUCUUCCCGAGACCCCACAAGAGCUUUGCAACCAGAUAUUUUCGACCAUAUACAUGGGGAUGAAGGCGCAGAGUUCCCGUGAGACAAGACAGCGAGCAAAGGACCUAGCAGAAGCUAUAGGGAGUUACCAUGUCAACCUAGACAUUGACGACAUCUAUAAUGCUCAGAAAGCACUUGUCGUCAACACGCUAAGCUUCGAACCGAAAUUCAAGGUCCACGGUGGCAGCCAUCAGGAGAAUCUCACAUUACAGUGUCUCCAAGCACGAAUUCGUAUGGUCACGGCUUAUGAAUUUGGGCAGAUCUUGCCGACUGCCCGAAAUAGGCCUGGAGGUGGGAGUCUGCUUAUCCUUGGGAGUGCGAACGUAGGAGAAUCUCUGCGCGGUUACCUGACGAAAUAUGAUUGCUCAAGUGCCGACAUCAACCCUAUUGGUUCAAUUGAUAAAGCCGAUUUGAAGUCUUUCAUAGCAUGGGCCGAGAAAAAUUUCAAUCUGCCAUGCCUACACGAUUUCCUAACUGCUACACCAACCGCCGAGCUUGAGCCUUUGACGGAAACUUAUGUCCAGAGCGACGAGGCAGAUAUGGGAAUGACUUAUGCCGAGCUAACAAUCUUCGGGCGCCUGCGUAAGGAAAAUAAGUUGGGACCUUUCGCCAUGUUCCAGCGGCUUGUUCACGAUUGGAGCGCCGAUCGUGUCAAGAGUCCAGAUGACGAUGCCCCUGAGUACACGCCCACCCAGGUAGCAGAGAAGGUCAAACGCUUCUUUCAUUUCUACGCCAUUAAUCGCCACAAAAUGACUACUCUUACUCCUGCCUUGCACUGCAACCCAUAUUCUCCAGACGAUAACCGGUUCGACCUCCGACCGUUCCUGUAUCCUUCGUUCUGGAAGUCGUGGUCGUUUAAAAAGAUCGAUUGGGAAUUAGAAAAGAUCGAGAAACGUAUGAAGAAGAAAUAAAUCAGCAGCGUGCAGGCUUGUUUCUCAGCUUGGAAUGUAAAAUAAACAAAGUCGUCACUCGACGCAUGAUUCGUGGGAGUGAUAUAAUUGGAGUGACUAUUUGUUAAGACAUAUCAAUGUUACUUGUUAGCGAGGGCUACAUCAUAACUUAACCAUUAUAGAAAGAAACUCAAGAUUUACGAUGAGCUAGCCUUAGCUUACAAAAUGAGUAAGUAAAUACGCUUCAUGGCAUGGCAUAUCCUCGGGACCUAGAGGCUUCCAAGACCUCAUGCGACGGUAGACGACGAGGGAAAAAAAUUAGAGCUGGUGAGCUGGUUGAGUUGGCGGGGAUACGUGAGAUUGCCUACAUUCUUACAUUUAGAAUCACUGGAGCAAAAGGGUCGGUGCUUGGGGGAUAUUGUUCAUACUAAUUAGGCGGGCUGGCACUCGAGAAUCUGUCUUUGGGAGGUGUUUAUUCCUUUAACUGACAGUUACCGCCAGCUACGGAUUAGGGAACAAAAUACACCUGACCGCCCACCAAAGAUGAUUAGGAGAGGAUA